AUGGUCACCAGUCUGAAAAGCUCUGGUGAUAGUGAUACUCAUGCACAAACUGGAUCCAGCUACAACCGCAAAGAUGAAUUGAAGGCAUUUGAUGACACACAAGCAGGGUCUGCAGAGUCCAAUGUUACUAUCCCAGUAAUAGAUUUAGCUGGCGUCAGGAAAGAGGCAAAUUUACACUCCGAGAUAGUUAAACAAGUUAAAAAUGCUUGCCAGAAAUGGGGAUUCUUUCAGAUUAUCAAUCAUGGCAUUCCAGUAAGCAUGCUGGAUAAAAUGAUUGAUGGGAUACGUAGAUUUCAUGAGCAAGAUACUGAAGAUAAAAAAAAGUUUUAUAACCGUGAUUACCAAACUAGCAAGGUGCUAUAUAAUUCCAAUUUUGAUUUGUACGUAUCACCAGCUGCUAAUUGGAGGGAUUCCUUGAGUUGUGUUAUGGCUCCUGUUAAAUGUGGAAGUCUGAAAACAGCGUCGUUUAAGUAA
This is a messenger RNA of Pistacia vera, 474 nucleotides long. RefSeq names its product 1-aminocyclopropane-1-carboxylate oxidase homolog 1-like. The coding region runs from base 1 to 474 and encodes 157 amino acids. The transcript is spliced from 2 exons. The record is from RefSeq and is a predicted model, not a curated record. NCBI's taxonomy places the organism in Eukaryota, Viridiplantae, Streptophyta, Magnoliopsida, Sapindales, Anacardiaceae.